Molecule: messenger RNA, 1341 nt
Organism: Galendromus occidentalis (western predatory mite)
Lineage: Eukaryota; Metazoa; Arthropoda; Arachnida; Mesostigmata; Phytoseiidae
Product: protein FAM151B
Exons: 8
Coding region: 50-988 (312 amino acids)
Source: RefSeq, a predicted model, not a curated record
CGCUGCCACGGUUCGAUGGUCCCACGCGACGAACUCGCGCAAGAAACUGAUGGACGCAAUAUCUUCCGAGACGGUGAACUUCAUAGAGGCCGAUAUUCUCAUGGGUGGCACAAAAUCCGGACUCCACGACGUCCCCAUCAUGGCCCAUCCCCCGGACAACUCAUCGGACAUAUCUUUCGCAGAAUGGAUUGAGAUCGCCAGCGAAGCGGAGACGUCCAAGGGCUUGAAAUUGGAUUUCAAAGAUAUCGAAUCAGUGGAGCCAUGUCUCAGGAAACUGCAAGAAAUCAAGAAGAAUUCUGAUCGGGAAAUCUGGCUCAACGCCGACAUCCUCAUCGGCCCGGGUUCUCCAAAGAGACCCGCUGUGGAUCGAGCUCGAUUUUUAGCCUUGGCCGGAGCUUCUCCCCUCAAGCACACGCUUUCGAUCGGGUGGACGACCGGUGCCGCGUCCGCUGGAUAUUCUUGGAGAAAUGUCCUUGAGAUGCUCGCCGUCAUAGAGAAGAUCCCCGAAUCGACUGCGAUCACUUUCCCGGUGCGCUUGUCAAAACUCUCGUUUUAUCCACUGGCAGUACUGAUCGGCUCGGAGAAGAACUACUCGCUUACGGUUUGGAGCAGCCUGGAGGACUCACCGUCUUACCUUGAACUGAUCCGGCUAUAUAGAGCUUUUCCCGGGAGAGUCUUCCUUGAUCUACCGGUUUCCCAGCAAGCCGAGUUUGAACGCGAGCUCAUGAGCGUCGAAAAUGUCCCGUGCCCAAGAAUCGCUGCACCUCAAGCGGACACAAAGAUUCGAGUGUUUCCGUACACUAUUGUGUCCGAAGGCGCCGGGGAAAUCACAUUGAAGAGCGACCGGCCGUGUACCUUCCGAUGGGAUCGGAUCGACGAAAACGUCAGGGUCGAAGGACAUCAGGAAAACUCCGGACCCAAACCCCUGACCGAAUUCAGGCUUCGAGUGGAGGGAACAGGACGAAUAGCAUUUUACCCGACCCACUGAGAUGUCCGGUGAUUCACUACCGACCAUGACAUAAUUUAUUCCUACAGCGAUGAACCACACCGAAUUCCCGUCCCAGCGUCUAGAACACCGACCAUAUCGCCGUAAUCUUUGAAGCUACGGGCCAAUCAGGGCAUCUCAGAAUACUGGGAUAAAUGAAAGUCGGCGCUUUCGUGGAAAUAUGUCGGAGUAAGAAUGUGCGACCGGAAGAUCUAAGCCUAGCCCGCGCUUCUGAGGCAUCCACGAAGAUAUCUAAGGUCUUCCCCUUCGACGCGCGCUUCGAGCUCCCUGACGAAGACGUCUGACCCCAUGCCGUCAUCCAACCCAAAUGAAAAAUAGCUAUAAUAUAAAUUGAA